AUGUCUGUGCUUACAGCAUCAUCCUUUCCAGCGGAGCUUCUCCUCGAAAUCCUCCAGUACAAUCCAUUCGAGUCAACUGCCACGGUUCAUAACCUGUCCUUGGUGCAUCCAAGGUUCCGGGAUAUCCUGGAAAACUACGAAAUCUCAACAACAAAAAGAUUCGCGAGGAACUCUCUGCCAUACGUGUACACCGACGUCCCAGACUCUCCCAACGGAACCAGGAAAGGGUAUGCGUGGCUGGACAGAUGCAUCCAUCACUAUGAUACAGCAGACGACAUCAUGGCGACCCUCACCUCGAAGCAGAACUGCUACCCUGUAGAAAAGCAUAACAUGGCGCUUGUGAACACGGGCAUUCUUAUCCUGUACCGGCUCAACUCCAUUCAAUCCUACGUCUCCAAACUCGCAUUCAUUGAAUCCCUCCCGGAAGACCCGUUGAUGGCGAUGUUCCUCGCGGUUCACUACUCCACCCGCACUGCUCGCUACCACGGUGAUGGCAUCAUCAACCAACGCACAUAUGGCCACUUCCUAGACGCCAACCAACUCUCCCUCCGCAACGAAGUCGAAUUCUGCUUUGCUGAAGGGGCGUUGGAGCUCGGUCCCAACUUCAUCGCGACAUGCUUCUUCGGGAGAUCCUUCAUGCCGCCGGUUACGCAAGGCCCGAUGAGGGAGAAGAGAUUGAGUUCGCUGUUUACAUCGUUGUUGGAGAGAUUGGCAGAGUUGAAGGAUUGGAAGCUCGAAACGGUUGUUGGGAAUAUUGAAUGGGAGGUUGUGGAUGAAGAGCAUGACCUCAGUUGGUUAGAUUUAGAGGGUAAGGCGAGGUUGGUGGGGGGUAUGGAUCUGGAAUAUUGAAAACCAGGAGAGUGAGUCUGCCUUGUGAUAUUCUCGUUCGGGAUUGGCGUGAGUGGCGUCCAGAUUUUGGGUACCGUGUUAGAUAGUUGAUGGCGUUAUAGAAGAGCUUGGAGAUAGUCUUUGUCAUUUCCCGAAAGUUUUGUUGAUGUUG
Molecule: messenger RNA, 1000 nt
Organism: Lindgomyces ingoldianus
Lineage: Eukaryota; Fungi; Ascomycota; Dothideomycetes; Pleosporales; Lindgomycetaceae
Exons: 2
Coding region: 1-849 (282 amino acids)
Molecular function (GO): protein binding
Source: RefSeq, a predicted model, not a curated record